Drosophila miranda is the source of this 774-nucleotide messenger RNA. RefSeq names its product putative polypeptide N-acetylgalactosaminyltransferase 9. The record is from RefSeq and is a predicted model, not a curated record. Lineage: Eukaryota; Metazoa; Arthropoda; Insecta; Diptera; Drosophilidae. Gene Ontology annotation, cellular component: Golgi apparatus. The transcript has 4 exons. The coding region runs from base 1 to 774 and encodes 257 amino acids.
AUGCACAGCAAGGACGGGAGUAGCAGCUAUACGAAAAAGGUAAUAGAUCCGCCUGGCAACUUCGAUGAGAAUCUGGGGGAGAUGGGCAAACCCGUCACGUUGCCCAAGGAGAUGACCGACGAGAUGAAGAAGGCCGUGGAGACUGGCUGGACCAACAAUGCCUUCAACCAGUAUGUUUCCGAUCUGAUAUCGGUGCACCGCACACUGCCGGAUCCCCGGGAUGCCUGGUGCAAGGAUUCGGCCCAUUAUCUAUCGAAUCUGCCUGCCACAGAUGUCAUCAUUUGCUUCCACAACGAGGCCUGGACCGUACUAUUGCGGACAGUGCACUCGGUACUGGACAGAUCCCCGGAACACCUCAUUGGCAGGAUUAUCCUGGUGGAUGACUAUAGCGAUAUGCCGCAUCUCAAGACGCAACUGGAGGAUUAUUUUGCCGCCUAUCCCAAGGUUCAGAUUAUCAGGGGGAAGAAGCGCGAGGGCUUGAUUCGUGCCCGCCUCCUGGGCGCCCAGCAUGCCAAGGCGCCAGUUUUGACGUAUUUGGAUUCCCAUUGCGAGUGCACUGAAGGCUGGCUGGAACCGCUGCUGGAUCGCAUCGCCCGGAACUCCACCACCGUUGUCUGUCCCGUCAUCGAUGUCAUCAGCGAUGAUACCUUGGAGUACCACUAUCGCGACUCCAGCGGCGUCAAUGUGGGUGGCUUUGAUUGGAAUUUGCAGUUCAGCUGGCACGCGGUGCCCGAGCGCGAGAAGAAGCGCCACAAUGUGAGUAGAUUUCAGUAG